Messenger RNA from Plenodomus lingam JN3, 3210 nucleotides. The record is from RefSeq and is a predicted model, not a curated record. NCBI's taxonomy places the organism in Eukaryota, Fungi, Ascomycota, Dothideomycetes, Pleosporales, Leptosphaeriaceae.
AUGUUCUCUACCUCCACCUUCGCAUCCACCACCGAUCCUAGCGCACUCGAUGACGGAACAUACCUCUUCGAUCAAUCCCACGAUGAUCUUCUGUCGGUGCCAAUGUCCAGUGACAGUAUACAUCUGAAAGGCGGCAUCACUCCCAUGACCGGGCUUAGUAACCUGGAAUACGGCAGGGAGUCAACUACGUCCUCGGUACACUAUGGUGAAUCCCACGAUACGUCCGAGCUUAGUACUGGCCAUAUAAGUGGCGGAGACGAUCAUGAAGCGUCUACCCCUGGAGCAUUUAUCAACGGAUAUGGACACAUGUACGCUCAUUCGCCGCUGCAGGAUCCGUUCACUCCCCAGUCAAACAUGGGGAAUGGGACAAACAACGUGCAGGCUGAACCGAAUAUGCGUACUGCAACCCAUGAUCCAAAACGGCAUCCUCCACUGAAAAAUCAUCAAGAAGACGCUGGUGUCAUGGCAAGAACGCCGCAAAGUCUGGAUCGUGUAUCACAUGCUUCUUCCACUCCUGAACUUCCUCAGAUGGCUGGUCGGCCCAGCGUCCACCGGAGGACCAAUUCCACACCAGCUCGCGGCAAGGUGGUUGAAUUAAAAGCAAGCUCAAGUAUACCUACAACGAUAUCAUGGCAGGAGUUUGGACGACAGUGCAUUCUGGCAGCAGAGAACAGCAGACUAAACCCUUUCGCUCUCCAUCCCGCAGAGUACCGGCUUCUGCGAGAACACAUCAAUCAAGCACAGGUGACGAUCUAUUUGAACAUCAGAAACGCCAUACUACGGAUAUGGCAUCGCAAUCCGCUCGUGUAUGUGUCUCUACAAGAAGCAGCAGGCUGUGCGCGCGACAAGCGGCACUUUGGACUGGCCAAAGUGGCGUAUAUGUGGCUGCUGAGAAAUGGUUACAUCAACUUUGGCUGCGUGGAGAUACCGAAUACCGCUGGCCCGACUCCCAAAUCCAAGGCUAAAGCUGGUCUGCAACGAACAAUCAUUAUAGUUGGUGCGGGAAUGUCCGGUUUAGGUUGUGCGAGACAUCUGGAAGGCUUGUUCGCUCAGCUUGGUAACCAACUGACAGAAGCAGGCGAGCGUGCACCAAAGAUCGUCAUACUUGAAGCUCGACCUCGGGUCGGUGGUCGGGUGUAUUCACAUCCCUUCCUCAACCAGUCGAGUUCUUCCCUCCCUCCAGGACAUCGUUGUACUGCUGAGAUGGGCGCACAAAUUGUCACAGGUUUCGAGCAUGGGAAUCCCCUAAUCACGAUCAUCCAACGUGCAGCUGUUUAUCGUAACAAGCCGGCAGUGCAACGGACGGUAGAGGGUGACCGCAGCUUCUUGUUGUUCGGCCGCGAGCCUAGCGAUAACGGAGGCCCAACAAUUGCGCAAACUGAGGAAGCCGACGUAUCGCUGCUAGCGAACGCUGAUCAUGCAGCCUCAACGAAGGAGGAGAAGCCUACGACGGGUGUAGAGAAGCUGGCCGGACGAGCAUAUCAACUGAGUGCUGGCUUCAAUCCUGACAUCACUGCAGCAGAGACUAUGCAGAGCCUGGGAUGGAAGCUGAAACUUGGAGCCUCCACUUCACAAUCAUUAGAUCUGGACACCAUCGCAAAAGGCUCCGACUUCCCAACGCUUGGACAGACCAUGGACGAAGGUUUUCGACAAUACCAGAGCAUUCUCGAUAUGCAGCCCAAAGACAUGCGUCUGCUUAGUUGGCAUCAUGCUAAUCUUGAGUAUGCCAAUGCUGUAAGUGUGAAUCAACUCAGUCUGAGUGGAUGGGAUCAAGACAUUGGGAACGAGUUUGAGGGCGAGCAUUCGGAAGUGAUUGGGGGCUUCCAACAGGUUCCACGAGGCCUAUGGCAAAGUCCAAGCAGGCUCGAUAUCCGGUUCAAUUCGCCAGUCAGGACGGUUCGCUAUCAGACGGACGGGAGCCAAAGCGGCAAAGCUGUCAAGAUUGAGUGCAGCAAUGGGGAAACAUAUGAAGCAGACCAGAUCGUCCUGACCACUCCUCUCGGCGUGCUCAAGUCUGGUUCUGUUGAGUUUCAACCCCCACUUCCAGACUGGAAGCAGGACGUCAUUGCACGCAUGGGUUUUGGCCUGCUCAACAAGAUCAUCCUCGUUUACGAGAAGGCAUUUUGGGAGCCAGAACGAGACAUGUUCGGCUUGCUCAAUGAGGCAGAAAUCGACGCUAGCAUGCGCCCUGAAGACUACUCAGCCAAACGCGGGCGGUUUUACUUGUUCUGGAACUGCAUCAAGACAAGUGGCAAGCCUGUGCUCGUUGCGCUGAUGGCAGGCGAUGCUGCUCAUUACGCCGAAGCGACGUCGAAUGACCAAUUAGUCAAAGAGGUCACCGACAGACUCGAUUCCAUGUUCGCACCCAACCCCGUCCCACUUCCGUCGGAAACGAUUGUUACACGGUGGAAGAGAGAUCCUUAUGCUCGCGGUAGCUACUCGUACGUUGGGCCACAGACACAAGCAGGCGAUUAUGAUGUCAUGGCACGGCCACAUGGGCCAUUGCACUUUGCUGGUGAAGCUACAUGUGGGACACAUCCAGCGACGGUUCACGGGGCCUACUUGUCAGGUCUUCGAGUUGCUGCCGAAGUGGCCGAGACGAUCCUUGGGCCUAUACAGAUACCCAGUCCGCUCGUGGAAAAGAAGAUGAAAGUGGAGGCCUCGACGACUCCGACAUUGGAUGGCAAACGCCGCUUUGAACCUGCGGUAUCACCGCAGAAGAACGCUAAGCCAGCGCGAGUGCAGCGGGACGAAGACUAUGAGGCUGCCAUCAUCGGAGCCAUACUGACGGAAAUUGGUGAACGGCCGAUCAAGCCAGGCCGGACGGGGGUGAAUCCUUUCCUGCUGUACACCAAGGACUUUUGGUAUAUUUGCAAACAGGAGGGGGAUGAUGCACGCAAGGCGGCGACGGGGAACCCAGAAGCCAAGGCGUCGAAACAAGAGAUCAGGAACGCGAUUGGGCUCCGAUGGCGCAUGGCAAGCGAGGAGGUCAAGAAGCCUUACCUCGAGCAAGCCAGCCAUGCACGAGAGGAUGCGACGGCGCAUGCAGCGGACUUCAAGGAGCGGGUGGCUACAUGGGACAAGGAAGCUGCACGGAUACGUCGAGAGUACAUUCAGGCGAAUCCGCCCGAAGGAGGGAACGAGGACCUGAUUCUUAACAGUCGGACUGCGAUUGAACUAGGCGCUAGCAAACGGCUGCGGAGGUUGUAG